Molecule: messenger RNA, 602 nt
Organism: Fomitopsis serialis
Lineage: Eukaryota; Fungi; Basidiomycota; Agaricomycetes; Polyporales; Fomitopsidaceae
Exons: 3
Coding region: 127-501 (124 amino acids)
Source: RefSeq, a predicted model, not a curated record
GUCCGAGGUUGACGCAGCCGACAAAACGGGGUCAAAACAAAAUCACUCGGGACGCGGAAGAGGACACCGUAUCGCAUCUGUCACCGAUACAUCCCAACACCUACCCGCAAAUAGCACACACCACCCAUGCCAGUCUACGUUGAAAAUGAAGGCAGCACGACGCGUGACUUCCUAAUGCUCGAACGCAACCUCCUUUCUCAUGUCAAACUCGCGAUGCUCCUGUCCCUGCUGUCCUCUUCUAUCCUCCUCAAAGCUCGCUUGACGGGCAGCACGGGCAGCGGCGACCCUACGAGCGUCCGCAUCCCCAUUUCGACCAUUGAUUACGCUGCGGCGAUAUGCGCUCUGUGCGCCGGCGUGUUCCAGUACUAUCAGACCUCAAAGGACUAUCGGACCUCGCGCGGCUUCCUCGUGGCAACCAAGGCUCAUUUCACGGCCAUGGUCGUGGUGGCGGCCGUCGUAUUUACAACGUGUAUUGUGUUACUCGCAGAGGAGGAGUUCUGAACACGAUGGUUAUGCCCGAUACGUCCGAGUCUCACGAGCGUCGCGCGACAAGAGGGAGGCGCCCCAGGAUGAUAUCGCGUCUGGAUGAUGAUGCUCUGAAC